AUGAGGGCAAUCGAUUACUUUCAAGUGCUGUCAUAUACCUUCCUCGCACUUUCGCCGCUCAGUCAUGCGAGUGCCUCCCAACACAAAGAUGUCCCAGUUCUUGCGCCCAAGACACCAGAUGUCGACGCGAUCUCUUUGCUCAGUUCCCGAACGCAAGACCAUGACAGUAUCUUUAACGAAGCUGUCAAGAUUCUGGACUCGAUGAAAGCUUCACCCUCGUGCAAUCGGCUAGCGGCGACUAAACUAGUGGACUCGUGUCAAACAUUCAGCGAUGGCAAAGACAGCACGCAAACGGAGAGCCCAGAAAGGCUCGACCUUUUUCGAUCCGUUUAUGCCGCACGGCUAGCAUUAUGUGAAAUUGACGGUACUGGCACCCCAAUGCCUCCGUCAUGCCUUCCUGUUACCGUGUCACCACCUCCACAGAAGAAUCGAUUCGGCUUUCUGAGUCGGCACAGAGGCUCUGACUCUGUUUCGGAUGAAGUCCCAAAAGAACUAUUGGAGCAGUGUCUCAGAACACUUGAGUCACGACCCCAGUGGUGGACUUCUUACAGCAACAGCCGACAGAAUGCUCUUGUGAUCUGCCAUGCUUCGCGAAUCGAGACAGAAAAAGAGGAGCUUCUUGACCUGCAUCGGUCCAUUGCCAAGAGUAGUCUCAAGCUCAACAUCGGGAUUCAAGAGGCUUUGCAGAAUGCAACUGCACAGUCUGCACAGCAGCACUCAUUCAUCCAAGCUGUUCAAUCUCUGCAGGAGAAGAUCGUGGCCGAAAUGGAGGUGACGAAUUCAGUUUUCAAACGAACAUUCAACAAAUUUCUCCAAGAAAUCGAAGCUGGAAUAUGGUCUCUCCAAGAUUCUAUGUCUGUGGCUUUGUCAAAUGUGCGGACUGGAACAGGGGUGCUUGAAAAGGACAUCCUUGAUGUAACGACUCAAGUGGGAGCCCUUCAACAGGCGCUGCGAACGGCCCAGCAAGAUGCAAUGGCUAGAAGCCAAGAAUCGCUGCUGGUCCAAGAAACGAAUGCUGUCGCUCAGAAAGAUCUUGCAUCGUCUUUACACCUGUCGCUCGAGUCGAUUUUGAAUUCAGAUAUGGACCGAGUUUACCGAGGCAUGCAGAGGUUUGAUGCUGCUAUGGAAUGGUUGACUAGCCGUAUGAACAUGGUCCUUGAGCAGGAAACCAGGCUAACGGAGCGACUUCAAAACAUGGAAACAUUCAUCCAACAAUCCGAAUCAAAAGCAAGCGAGUUACAAAAGGCCCAGAACCAACAAAUAGAAGCACUCUCUGCACAAUCGCGGGCCCAGGAGGCCAUUCAAUUUGACGCGCAAGUAUCGCAAGCUUUGCUAGCCAAGACUAGUGUUGCGGCGGCCAAUUUGCAAUCGGUCAUCGACGAUGCAGCAUUCAAGUUCAAGCAUAUCCCAGGUUUUGGUAUCGGAGGAUCCUCCGCAUGGUCUCUUUGUGUUGUCCUGCUCACUGUCAUCGCUUCCCAGAAUCUUAAGAUUGCAAUCUCUUUACUUUUUCUCUUUUUGGGGCAUUCUGUUGCCCUGACCAUCUUCAAAUUUCUUUAG
Penicillium digitatum Pd1 is the source of this 1557-nucleotide messenger RNA. Lineage: Eukaryota; Fungi; Ascomycota; Eurotiomycetes; Eurotiales; Aspergillaceae. The record is from RefSeq and is a predicted model, not a curated record.